Molecule: messenger RNA, 795 nt
Organism: Peniophora sp. CBMAI 1063
Lineage: Eukaryota; Fungi; Basidiomycota; Agaricomycetes; Russulales; Peniophoraceae
Source: the annotation of a GenBank genome assembly
AUGCAAGACCCGAUCACCGUCGACCCAUGCCUUGUUCCGUACACGGCCGCGCAUGGUAGCGCCGGGUACGCUCACCAGACCACAAACCCUGCGCCCGCAUCGCUCGCGUGUACCGCCGACUUCCCUCCACUCCCGCCGCACGCCACAGAAAUAAGAGAGAGUGAACAGGGUCCGGUCGCAUCCAUUGAUGCGCCGUAUCCGGUCAGAGCUGGCUAUGCGCAACACGUCAGUCAUCGCAUAUACCACGAUCAUAUGCAUGAGCAUUACCCGCCAUCGAAUGAGGAUCGCCAGUCAUACACACAACCGCAACCGGUCAACGACAACUGGCGACAUCCGUCCAUUGUACCGUCAAUUCCGGCGUUCGCUCGCUCGCAAUCCAGCAGUCUUGCACAUGCUCUUGGAGACCUCAUCUUGAAACUUGGCUCAGUGAAUCGGAGCACGGGGCCAAGAACCGACGCACCGAUAGCAAAAACAGACGUGACACUACUCGAUGCUGACGCCCUGCGGGACACGAUGAUGAAGAUCGAGGAUGGCGAGCAACAGUUGAGGCAUGACAUCACCUUCAUUCACGAAACUGGAUCACCAGCUUCAGAAACGCCGACCGUAUCCUCGCGUGCACGGACGAGCGAUUCGUCAGCGGAAUCCGAACCGCCGCCGCCGCCGCGCCGCAAGCGGACCCGUGGACCGAAUAAGGGACCACGGAAGGAUCGGGGUUUUCUUGCAUGCUUCUUUUGUCGUGGACGCAAGGUUUCGUGCAACCCUGUGGCUGACAGCGGAGGCAAGAAAUGCGAGUGA